This is a messenger RNA of Cylicostephanus goldi, 1245 nucleotides long. The record is from the annotation of a GenBank genome assembly. NCBI's taxonomy places the organism in Eukaryota, Metazoa, Nematoda, Chromadorea, Rhabditida, Strongylidae.
AUGGAAACCACAUCCAGAUAUAUCGGUUCCGACAUAUGCGGCUUCAAUGGUAACUCGGCAGAGGAACUGUGUUUAAGAUGGCAACAAAUGGGAGCGUUCCACACCUUCAUGAGGUACCAAAAGUCUAAAAGAUGGCGUUGCAUAAAAAAGUCUACUCACAAAAACCAUUUCAAUGGACUGAUUCGCUGCCUGGUAUGCCCGACCUUUGAGGGAGAGAGCGCGAAAGCAAGAGCGUAUGAACCGAGCUUCAUCUUCCCUUUGGAGCGCUCACAGGAAAAUCAAGCUUUUAUAAGUGGAGUGACAUCUGGUUAUUUAACAAUUAAUCAAUUAGUCGAAAGUUCAGCAUUGACGCAAUGGACGCCUACACAACACCAUAGUGGUGCAAAGCCAUAUUCUAAGCAGGAAAAGAACCAUAAUGCCAUUGGUCUUCCACCUCAAGAUCCCUCCAUGUGGAAAACUGUCACGGAUGCCACCAUAAAAGCCAAUCUUUUCCGCUAUGAAUACCUACCAUAUUUAUACAGCUUACACUUUGAAGCAUCCAUGUACGGAAAGACAGUAAUUCGACCAGUUUUCUAUGAGUAUCCCACUGAUACUAGGACUCAUGAUCUAGGCGAUGAAUUCUUGUGGGGUAGUUCCAUGCUUAUUGCCCCAGUGCUAAAGGAAGGGGCUACUAGCGUGCUAGCCUACUUGCCUGUAGAUGAUUGGUAUUCUGUGUUUGACCAUAAGUAUGGACAACUUAUACCGCAUGGAGAGCAAACGUUUCCCGCUCCGUGGGAAUCUUUGAUUCCAGUCUUCGUUAGAGAUAAUACCAGGUGGAACAAUAAUUCCAUGCCAAAGACCCAACAUCACAACGGAGUACACAAGGAAAAAUGCUUUCAAAUUAGUGAUUGCUCCAAAAGCAGGCACGGCUACGCUUAUAACAUAAGACUUUUUUCGUUUUUAGAUAAAGCUGAUGGCUUCCUUUACUGGGACGAUGGUGACAGCAUAGUCGAUUCUUUCUCAACAUACUCUUACUAUCAUUGGACUUUCCAUUACAAUCAGCAUGAAUCUAGGGCGAGUCUGACUAUCAAAAGAACAAAUAAAGCUAACAAUCUGCAAAUUCCUACACUUGACACUCUGGAAAUUUUCAAUUAUAAGAACUUCGCUGAUUUUGAUGACUUCACUUUGAAUGGCGAAAAGGUGGAGAUUGACAAAGAAGCUUCAAACUACAAAUCGGACGAAAAAAUUCUGUACAUCACAAAGAAG